GGGGUCGGGUUGAGGGCGUCCGGCGGGCGCGGGCCUGCGGGCGCCCAUGGAGGGCUCCGAGGACGAGGAGGCGGAGGCCGGCGGGCCGCUGCAGCAGCUCGUGAAGCGGCAGCGCAGGGAGAAGCGCGAGCUGCAAGCAAAAAUUCAAGGCAUGAAAAAUGCUGUUCCCAAGAAUGACAAAAAGAGACGAAAACAGCUGGCCGAAGAAGUCGCCAAACUAGAGGCAGAACUUGAACAGAAGCACAAGGAGGAAUUAAAGCAGCUGAAGGAAGCUAUGCCUGAGCAGAAUAAGAUAGAUUCUAUAGCUGAUGGGGUUGCGAAUUUUGAGCUUGAGGGACGGGAGCAGCAGAUUCAGCAUCCUCGAAUAUCAAAAGCACAGAAGAGACGGGAAAAAAAAGCUGCCUUGGAGAAAGAAAGAGAAGAAAGAAUAGCUGAAGCUGAGAUAGAAAAUUUAACAGGAGCAAGGCAUCUUGAAAGUCAGAAACUUGCCUCCUUGUUGGCAGCAAGGCACUUGGAGAUUAAACAGAUUCCUUCAGAUGGCCAUUGCAUGUACAGAGCUAUUGAAGAUCAGCUCAAGGAUCACCACAAUUCCUGGACUGUUGCAACUCUGAGAAAUCAAACAGCCAAGUAUAUUCACAGUCACUUUGAUGACUUCCUGCCAUUUCUUACAAACCCCAAUACUGGAGACAUGUAUAGCAAAGAGGAAUUUGAAAAAUACUGUGAUGAUAUAGCAAAUACGGCUGCAUGGGGUGGUCAACUGGAACUAAGGGCUUUGUCGCACAUUCUGCAAACACCUAUUGAGGUAGUGCAGAUGGAUUCCCCUUCUAUUAUUGUUGGUGAAGAAUAUUCAGGCAAACCAAUAAUACUUGUAUAUAUGAGACAUGCUUAUGGAUUAGGAGAACAUUACAAUUCUGUAAAACUUCUAACAGACGCAACUACAGAAAAUGGCAGCUAGUAUUAAAAAAUCCACAUUGCUAACAGUUGCAUCUUGAUAUGUUGGGCUCCAGACAAUUCUUAGAUGGACUAGAAAGUAAAACUACCUGGAAUGGAUAAAAAAUGAAAAGAAGAUAUAUGAGCCUUUGCUGGGAAUCAUAAACAGCUCUUGAGUUGAAACACAGAAACAAAAGUUCCGAACACCACAGAAUUUUGACCUUGUUGGUAUUAAUCGUAUGUAGAACAUCUCUAAGAUGCUGACCGUGUAGGUCAGAACUCUUUUUCUGUUGGUUUAUUUGUUUGUUUUUCGUUUCAUAGAACUUCAUCCGAUGCCACGGUGAAAAUACUCAGCAGCAAAUGGUUAAUCUGCAAUAUACUGAAGAAUUAAGGUUACUAGAAAGGUUUCUGUUAGAUUAUUUCUUGGAGAUUUUCAUGAUCACGGAAGAGUUGAGGACUUAAACAAAUCCAUUAUUUUAAGAUUGAUGGAGUAUUCUUUGCUGCGUUUUAGUUCCAUCAGAAUCUAGCUUUAAUACUAUACUAGGGAUCCCCUUUAUUUGGGCAAAAAAGAGCUUGACUGAGGGAGUCACAAAAAGUGUCUUAAAAUUUUACAGACUUUUAUCAAGUUUUUUACCAAGAUCUGAGGGCUUCACUUUUAUUUUGCAGUAGGAAUACUCGAUGCUGUUCCUAGUACUGAAUCUCUUAGGUAGAGAAUCGUUGUUGAUGACUGUACAUCGUAACAUGGAUGAGUCAGCUGUGCUGUUUGUCUUUCAUCUGCAUGUUUUGAUGGUACAGAAAUCUUACAAACAGGUCCUCAGUUUCCUUAGUUCAGGUAGUGAGACUAAUCUGAACUCAUCAUGUAUGGAUCUGCUGAUCUACAUGUGGCCUAAAAUGCAGUAUUUUAUGAGGCUUAGAACAGCUGGUUGUGUACAAGUGUAAAAAUAACCACCUUCUCUUAUAUCAGUAACUUUAAAGAUGAUAUGCAAAAUAAUUUAUAUUUUCCUUAUUAUGCACAGAGAAGACUUGAAAGGUUUUUCUUUUUUUUAAAUUUUCUCUUUUUACAUUGGAAAUGUAGGUUUUUGUCUUGAGGUUGCUAUAGUUAUGACUCCAAAACUGGCAGCAAACUGUAAUGCAAUCAGUUGUUUUUUAACAACAGAAGAGUUGUUUUUCUUUAAGCUGUAGCCAAUAACAUCAUAAUUGUCUGCAUCAUUUUAGUGUCAGUAAGUUGCUUUGGAGAAAAGCAGUUCUUGUCAGAUUUAAACAUGUAUGCCCUCAAUUGAAAAUUAUGAGGUAACAGUGCACAUAUUGUAAUCCUUUGGUGAAUUUAGCCAGUGGAUUGAUGUUCCCAGGACUUAGAAGUUGCAAAUCUGCUCUUAAGCAAAUAGAUAAAUGUUCACUUUAUGGAUCAGGUUAUGUCUGAAUUAAAGCACUUUGAGAGAAGGAAAAGUAAAAAUUAAAGACCAGUCAUAGCAGAGGUCUGUGGGGGGCAGAGAGGUGCUGGUUGAACAAGCAGAACACACAUUAAGAGUUUUUUAGAAUGGUUUAGAUAACCAUGUAUUAGCAGGAUCAAAAAUUUGCUGCAUCCUUAUUUAUCAGAUACAGUAUAGCAAAUAUAGCUCUAUUUGCAGCAGCUGUUCUACUGCAGAAUUUGAUUUACUACCUUGCCUGUAUGAAACCAUGUUUUUAAUUUCAAACAAAAAAAGAAUCAGAUGUUAUUAUGGAAAAGAUGUCUCUAUUCAUAAUACCACUAUGAAUUUUGCUAAAAAUAAUAAUUUCAAAUACUGUUCUCAGCGUUGCUUAAAAUUGGCAUGAUACAAAGUGCAUAUGCUGCUUUUCAUAGAUACCUUGUGAAAGAAGUUCUUUGGUUUGUUGGGAUGUCAUUUUUUUUUAAUUGACAGAGGAAAAUGUCAGAAUCCUGGAAUGCCUGUACUAACAGUUUGUGCUGUUUGUUAUGUUUACAAUCUGUAUAAAGAAAAAGAAUGUUUUAAUAGAGUGAGCAGAAGAUCCUUGCUCCUGCUGCGUGGACCUUGCCAAAAUGUAAUAAAUUGGUUUAUAUGUGGCAAUUUUUGUUGUGGUCACUAAUUCUGUACAUGAGUUGUUCACUUCUUAAUUUCUAGUAUUAAUAAAUUUACUAAUUUUUAUGA
This is a messenger RNA of Gallus gallus (chicken), 3074 nucleotides long. It is a transcript of the gene OTUD6A, whose product is annotated as OTU deubiquitinase 6A. The record is from RefSeq and is marked provisional. Gene Ontology annotation, biological process: protein deubiquitination. Gene Ontology annotation, molecular function: cysteine-type deubiquitinase activity. The coding region runs from base 47 to 955 and encodes 302 amino acids. Lineage: Eukaryota; Metazoa; Chordata; Aves; Galliformes; Phasianidae. The transcript has 7 exons.